CACAAAGCCAGUCUCCGAGAGUGUGUCAAGCCCGUCAAUAAACGUUCUGUUUCUUGACCUCCACACUCCUCCUCCUCCUCCUCCUCACCUCACCUCACGCCGCACCUCCUCUUCAGCUCACCUCACGCUCCAUCGACGUCGACGCUGAAUUGGCCUCCUUGCCUACUCCUCCUCUUACCCUCUUCGUUUCUACACUCCUCCUCCUUCAUGCCGGGGGGAGUAGCAAAAGCCGCUGCGCAGUUAUGCAAUUCUAGUGAGGGCCAAGUGUGCUCCAACAGUGUACUAAUUCCAAAACAGAAUUACGCUAUUCAGAAAUCAGCUGAACUUGGUCACCAGUCUUCUUGCCCGUUCUGACUGCUCUCCGCAGCCUUCUCUCAAGCGUGGCAGUUUGGAUAUUGACGGACUUCCAACGCUGACAACCGAACUAUCCUCUCCAAAGAGACUGCGAUCACAGCUUUCUCUUGAUAUCGCAGCAGCAGCCAUGACUGACGACGAAUCACUCGUUAACUCGCCCCGCAUCCAUGCCAACAGUGCGGCGUAUGAGGUUUUGUCAGAAGGAGACAAAUCGGAGAUUUCCGAGCCUGACGAUGCUGACCUUUAUGAUGAGGAAAUCGUUCCGUGGUUUGAGAUAACUCCCAAUGACUCGCCCGACGACAGAACGAGGUCUACUGAGCCCGUCAUCCAGAACGCCGACGAGAUGACGAGUGCCACCACAGUCAAGAACGGUAAUCAUCAUCCGGUUCAAGAUCCUGCUAUCUACAAGAGUUCUUUGGAUGAUGAUCCGGACGAUGGCAACAGGGAUCCAAGUCUGUCUCAAGUCGCACCUGUCCAAUCUCAGGUGAUUCGUUCAACCAAACCUCCAAGCCUCGCUUCUGCAACUCCCCAGCGCCUUGGUAACGCGGGUCUCACACUCAAGACUAGAAGGUCUCUGAACUCAAAGACUAAAAAUCCACCUAUCUCGAAAAAACCACUUGGCUCGGGAUUGCAGCUUGAGUUUUUAUAUUUAGUUGAAACGACGAGUGGCCACCUGACUGAAUUGUCCGCAUUUAAGAGGAGCUGGGCAUGUGACGGGAAAUCAUUAGCUUUGUCUGCAGACGUGUUGGCAGCGAAGGCCAUCGUCACUGGUGAUUUUUCCGGGUUUGGUGACGAGGAACCCGUCGCAUUGCCGUAUGUCUUAGCUCUCACGACUGACCCUGACUUUGAUCAGCUUUGCACGGAUCUGAUCGAUUCUCUGGAAAUAAUACUUAAACCAGAUAGGAAGUUAAAAAAAAAUGAUUGCGGUCGAUCCGCGUUUGGAUUGUCAUAGUCUUAUUGAUGGGCUAAAAUGCGCAGCUUUGUUUCGGAAAAUAUACUUGGCUUUACCUGAAUCUACUAGUCAACAUAGGUCUGCACCUGACUACUGGGGGGCAUUCUUUCUAAGACAAACCUAUCCGGACAUCGCGAACGCGUUAUUUGUACAAGUUCAGCAUGAGACUCUUCGUCUCUACAAAGACGAACCCGUUCCGCAGAAAAUAACUGGAUUCUACGCCGGCAAAAGUAUCGACGAACUGUACAACCUGACCUUAGCCACAAACUGUAUUACCUCUUCAGACGCUACGGACUACUAUAUUG
Molecule: messenger RNA, 1611 nt
Organism: Myxozyma melibiosi
Lineage: Eukaryota; Fungi; Ascomycota; Lipomycetes; Lipomycetales; Lipomycetaceae
Exons: 2
Coding region: 482-1306 (274 amino acids)
Source: RefSeq, a predicted model, not a curated record